AACUAAGGUGGGCGGGGCCGGCAGGUAUAGUGACGCAGUAGGUGGGCGGAGUGGGCAGGUGAGGCGCAAUGGCGGUCGGAAGGAGUUCGGAGAGGCGUCCGUGCGGAUUCGGGCUGGAGAAGGGGCCGCGCCAGCUGAUGAGAGUGGGCAUCACCCUGAUAUUUGUGGGCCACGUGAACUUUAUCCUGGGGGCAAUAGUGCACGGGACGGUGCUGAGACACGUGGCCAAUCCGGAGAAGCGAGUGAGCCCCGAGUACUGUGCGGCCAACAUCAUCUCCGUGGUGUCGGGGCUCUUGAGCAUCUCAACCGGAAUCUGUGCCAUCCUGGCAUCGCGCAACCUGAGGAGAGUCCAGAUAUGGGCGCUGCUGGUCCUGUCGCUGCUCAACUCCCUGCUCUCGGCCGCCUGCUUUGUGGGGCUCCUCCUCGCCGUGGCGCUCACCAUCACUAAUGGGGGGAAGAAUCUGGUCUCGGGGUGCAAUUCCACAGUUCUGCCCGCCGACGCCCGCUCUGUCCAGAUGAGCAACGAGUGCCCGUUUGAUACCACACGGAUCUAUGACACCACCCUGGCGCUCUGGUUUCCCUCCAUGUUCCUGUCGGCGGUGGAGGCGGCGCUGUCGGUUCGGUGCUGCGUGGUUGCGUUCAUACUGCGAGGGAUUGGCCCCUGCGGGCAGUCGUACCUCAGGGAACGGAUGCAGGAGGAGGAGGCAGAGAAGGAGCGCUUGGAGGAGGGUCCCAGGCCGGAGACCCACCAGCUGAUUGAGGCCACAGCCUAGGGAGGUCACUGGCCCCUCCCCUAGUGCCACUCCAUUGGUGCAGGCCGCCAGCCUUUGUGUGUGGGGGGGUGCGCUACCCAGACAAAUGGACUUUUGGGGCCCUUUGUGCCCAGGAGUGGGAUUGGCUGCUUGGCCCCGUGCCACUGUAUCCCUGGGGGGCCCUCGCCCCACUCCCUGGAGAUUAUGGGCAGACAUUAUGGGACUCCCAGCAUGCCCCGUUGGGCCGUCGGCUGCACUUCCUGGGGGGCCCCUGGCGCCCGUCACGGGAGUUUUUUCUUCAGAAGAUUUUCUGUUUACUGUCUGGAACGACUCGUUUUUUUUAUUAUGUUGAGUUUUGUUUUGUUUUUUAGUCAAAUAAACUUUCCCUUUAAACAUGU
Messenger RNA from Xenopus tropicalis (tropical clawed frog), 1150 nucleotides. It is a transcript of the gene krtcap3, whose product is annotated as keratinocyte associated protein 3. Gene Ontology annotation, cellular component: membrane. NCBI's taxonomy places the organism in Eukaryota, Metazoa, Chordata, Amphibia, Anura, Pipidae. The record is from RefSeq and is a predicted model, not a curated record. The coding region runs from base 69 to 773 and encodes 234 amino acids. The transcript has 7 exons.